ACAUAAUUAUAGACAACUAUACCCGGAAACUGGGCUAAAGGCCUUACGGAAUUUCAGUGACUUUAGGCAUAACUGAUGCCACAUUCACUGUAGCAAGACUCGAUGGCCAACGUUUCCAACUCUCCGGGAUUGCAUUAAUGUGAUGCAAACUUAUAAGCAUGCAUGUAUAUGGUACUUUCGGCAACAAGAAAGUACCAUCAACGCUCUCCAUAGUGAACAUAAUAUUAUACAGUUGUAUCCUUUAUAUUUUUUGACUCUAGAAUAUUAUUAGUAUUAUCGAAUCACUGAACAACUAAAAAAAUUAUACGUGUAAUACUUUAUUAUAUAAUAACAAUUUCAAGCUUUUUUUUCAACGCUUUUUUGCGCAAUACAAUUAGCUAGAUCAACAGCAACCUUUGGUUAUCGGAAUUCUUAUGGUACUGCACGAAGAUUUGAAUGAAAUGUAUGUAUAUUGUUAGGAUGAAACUCAGUUUAAAAUACUGAUAUAUGAAAGAAUUGCUGUAGUAAAUUCUCGAUUCUCUAUAAAUUUUUCUAAUUUUAGGACGGAAGCGCAUCUUACGCCUCUGCUUCGAACUAUAGGCAACAAAGUGAACGCGAAACACUCGCUGCAAACUGAACUACUCUGUAAAAACAGAUUGUUAAAACAACUAAAUUUGAAAUUGAUUGUUUUAGAUUCAUCUUAUUCUUCUAUUUUGUAAUAACGACCAAAUAAUUGGUUUUCCUAUAACCAAAUUUUCAUUUCUUUAAACCAAUAAGAGGUGGUGCAAUGAAUGAAUCCAAGAAGACUUCAUAAACGUGUCUAGCUGGUUUUGUGUGCAUAAGCUGAAUGAGAGAAGACACACACGAGAGACUCCAACGUCUUCUUGAAGCUUGAAAUACGUCAUCUCGGAAACGAAUCCCGUAGUUAAAUUCGUAGAAACUGAUGUUGCAAAUACUCUACUUUAUGAGGCAAGAGGCUAAAGAAAUCAUAUCUGGCUAAAGAUGGAUUGGAAACACUCAUUGUUGCUUCCCAAAUAGUGAAAUUUCAAAGAUCUGAAGCUUGCUAUAAUUAUACAGUAAGUUCCAGUGAACGAACAAGCUGGUUUUAAUCUUGUGAAGAAGGACCCAAUCGCACGAAUUUAUGUAUGGCAGACGUCGAAGAAGUCCAGUACCCUGCCGAUGGUGUACACGAAGAUGGUGCACAAGGAGCUGUCAAAGUUGAGCAACAACCUGUUGACGUCCAAGCACCGGCUACGCCUGCUCUACCACAACCUCCGGCGGCUGUACCACAACCACCUGCUGAUAAUGAACAACUUGAGAAUGGGGGCGAAACGAAACCAGCACAAACCAAUCAUAUUUGGCAACUGUAAAGCAGUUUUGCAAACGGUUAUAAUGGUUUACUUUGCUGCAAACCUUGUCUUUGGUGAAGAAGAGGAAGAAACUAAAUUUUGUAAAAGAGGAUGGACUGAAUUUGUUGGAGACAGGAAGCAAUGGGAAAGAGAAUGUUUAAUUAAUGAUGCUAGAAAAAUGUCACCCUGCUGUAAUGAGACGGCUGACUAUCUUGAAGAGAGAUAUGAAAAAUACAUCAAGUUGUGUCCCAUUUUGGAAGGCGAAUGCAAAUGCAAUUUUCAAGAGCAAAGAGUAGAUGGUUUUGCCUACGGUGACAUGUCCGACCCAGUAUCAUGGACGAAGCCAAAUAUUUCAUGCACACAUAAGUGUCAACUUCAUCAACUCAAAGUGGUACCAAGCCUAAGAUCACCACGCAGCUUAUUCCCUGUGGGUUUAAAAAAAAUCGAGUAUGUAUUCAAACUUUAUGGAGGACUGGAGAAAUCAUGUACAAUUAUGGUCUAUAUUCACUCCUUUGAUUCUAAAAAAAUCGAAGAGGUGAGCAAGAAAAAUAACCAAACAAAAGUUUCAGAUUGCAAAAAAGAUAUUCUGGUUCUCUGGAACAAUUCCAAUUUUGUUGACUUUGACCCAAAUAUAAAAGAAUUCCUAAAGAAGUUUAUUAAAAAUAAAAAACUGGACGUGAAGAGACGAGGCACUCAUCUUGGUUUUAUCAGCUUUUCGAACUCCAAAGGAUCGAACCAGAGAAGUACUGAAAAUUGGAAAAAUUAAGAAUAGGAAGGAGUUGAUAAAGUGGCUGGAUAGCUCUCAGUAUGAUUGGAAAAGCAAUGCGACAAAAAAGAGAAACGCAUAUGAGCUUGCUAUCAAUACGUUGACCAACAGCAGCCGCAAAAAUUUCCGUGCUAACGUCGACGAUGUCAUUUUGUUGUUAAUGUUAAACAAUGGAACGGAGAAUAGCUUAAGAAUUCAAGCUAGGGUUUUUGAUAAAUUAAUGACACAGAAGAACGAAACAGUCACCAUUGUCGGCUUAUCUGGUGGCAUUGUAACUCAGCUCAAAGACUGGAAACUUUACCUUAAACGCUGGUCGUUCCAACAGCUAGUGGCAAAAUCAGUAAUAACGAGCAGCUUGGACGAAGUGGUAAAUAAAACCGUCGAUGCUUUAUGCGCUUCAUUUAUAGGUGGAUGUGAAUGUAUCGGUGAUAAAGAAAUAACUGUGUAUGCUCAACCAGGUUCACCCACAGGAUUAGCCAGUUGGACAGUCCCGGAAGUCACAUGUUCUGGUUAUGAGAGAGGCGAAGUUGACCCACCUGGUGUCACGUCUCCUAAGCAUUAUCCUCUUGGAAAGAGCACAAUUACUUAUUCGUACUGGUCCAUGCGUGAUGGCAAGAUUGCUGGGCUUAAAUGUUUUGUCAACAUUAACGUUGUUCGUAAGUAUUUUAUGAUAAUGUGCUCUCGAGUAUAUUAUUUUGAGACACAAUUAAAACACUAUAAAAUAAAUGUGUGUUUCUGCAUGGGCUUCUAGAAAUGAAAUUCUUUGAUUUUCAGUCUAUUUUAUAUGAAUAAAACACUGAACAGCAAAAUAACUGCAGUAUAUGAUAAUCAGAAAGGACUAGAUUUCAGAACAUAAAAAGUGCGUUUUCCAUGCAAACUAAAACCAAAGAUGUAUUAUUGUCCAUCCGAAAAUCAAUUGAAAUCGAGAAUUGCGCAAUUA
Molecule: messenger RNA, 3034 nt
Organism: Dendronephthya gigantea
Lineage: Eukaryota; Metazoa; Cnidaria; Anthozoa; Malacalcyonacea; Nephtheidae
Exons: 11
Coding region: 1159-2094 (311 amino acids)
Source: RefSeq, a predicted model, not a curated record